Molecule: messenger RNA, 819 nt
Organism: Coprinopsis cinerea okayama7#130
Lineage: Eukaryota; Fungi; Basidiomycota; Agaricomycetes; Agaricales; Psathyrellaceae
Product: chitin deacetylase
Exons: 12
Coding region: 1-819 (272 amino acids)
Biological process (GO): carbohydrate metabolic process
Molecular function (GO): hydrolase activity, acting on carbon-nitrogen (but not peptide) bonds
Source: RefSeq, a predicted model, not a curated record
AUGAUGAAGGCUUUCGGUGUCAUCUUGUCCCUCCUCUCUCUGGCCCUUGUCCAGGCCGUUCCGACACCCAUCCCAGCCCCCGCCGACAACAGCACUAUCGACGGAGUACGAGAUGCCCUCAAGCUGCAGGCCCGUCAAGGAGGGCCUCGAGCAACUGUCUUCAGCAAGUGCACGGUCCCUAACCGUGUUGCACUGACCUUUGACGAUGGACCAUACUGGUAUACCCAACAAAUCGCCGAUAUGUUGAACAACGCAGGCGCUAAGGGAACCUUCUUCGUCAAUGGCCAAAACUGGGCUUGCAUCUACGACACUGAACUGUCAAGGCAGCUCAAGUAUGCUUAUGACCAGGGCCACCAGAUCGGCUCGCACACUUGGGCUCACCAGAACCUGGCUACCCUUAACUGGGAUCAGAUCCACCAUCAAAUGUGGUUGGUCGAGCAGGCUGUUAUGCGCAUCACUGGUGCAUACCCCGCGUUCAUGCGACCUCCCUACGGAAGCUACAAUAACCUUGUCUUGGAAGCCUCUCACGUCCGUGGCCAGCAUGUCGUGAUGUGGGAUAUGGACUCUGGUGAUACCGGUGGCGUCUCCGUGGCCCAACAGAAACAGCGAUUCACCAACAUUGCCAACAACCGUCCAUCCAAUGCUUUGACUCUGCAGCACGAAACCCACUGGUCCACUGUCAACGAAGUCCUCCCUCAUGCUAUCAGCGUCCUCCAGGGCGCAGGCUACCAGCUCGUCACCGUCGCCGAAUGCUUGGGUAUGUCUCCAUACCAAUGGGUCGGUGCUCCUCACACCCGAGACUCAAGCUGGACCUGCUAA